Molecule: messenger RNA, 375 nt
Organism: Vicia villosa (hairy vetch)
Lineage: Eukaryota; Viridiplantae; Streptophyta; Magnoliopsida; Fabales; Fabaceae
Product: probable E3 ubiquitin-protein ligase RZFP34
Exons: 3
Coding region: 1-375 (124 amino acids)
Biological process (GO): ubiquitin-dependent protein catabolic process; protein ubiquitination
Cellular component (GO): nucleus
Molecular function (GO): zinc ion binding; ubiquitin protein ligase activity
Source: RefSeq, a predicted model, not a curated record
AUGAAAUAUGGGUGCAAGCAUUACAAAAGAAGGCGCAAGAUUCGUGCUCCUUAUUGCAAUGAAGUUUACUCAGGAUGUCAUUGUCAGAGCGAGGCAACGAGUGAUCGUCAUGAUGUUGCUUGUCAGGAUGUUGAAUUAGUUGUUUGUUCAGUUUGUGACACAGAGCGGCCAGUUACUCAAGUUGGAGACCUUAUAGCUGCAGCAAGUGCUCCUUUUCACUGGGCUUUUGCAAGAGCUCUAGAAUUAGAUUUUGGACCACCUGCUUAUGACUGCUCUCGUGCUACCUUUUUUAGAUUGAAUCAAUCUGCAACUGUUAAUGAGUAUUAUAUGCAGUUCACUACCAUAAUGAAUAAGGUAGAUGGAUUAAGUGCAUAA